AUGGAGAAUGAAGUUGAGCCUGAAACCUCAGUUGAAAAACCUAAGGAAAAACUCACGAAGGCACAAAAAAAGGAAAAAUAUCGCCAAGAUUAUCCAGAACCUAUUAAAUCUCGACGGGAGCAACUGAAGGCUGAAUUUGUGAAAACUGACGAAAAGAGACUUGAUCGAUUAGAUGAUAUCUUUUUUGGAUAUUUUGAGGAAGAUUUUGCAGCAGGAGUGAACAUUUUUGGGACGGUAGUUGAUCAUUUCAAAGCAAUGCCUGAUAAGUCCAAGCAAAAUGCAAAAAAUCUCGCUACCAUGCACUUAAAAGCGUUUCAAACGUGGCUUGAUGCGCGAGAUGACGUUGAAGAUUUAAAGAAAAAGUAUCUAACGAUUGAAAUUCAGAUUGCAGCACUUCAAAGUUGCACAGGAUCCACAUCACAUUAUUAUGAUCUACUUGCUCCAAUCUUCGACUUUUCCAGUGAUAAUCUAGAGGAAGAAAUGAAAAAAAGCAUUCAAGAGAGAAUUGCGAAAAAAGAAUUCAAAGAGGCUGCCGAAAUUGUUAUUGCGAAUAAUAUGCAAAAAUAUUUUGGAUUUCAACAGCUGAUUGUCCCAUUAAUUUUACAAGAUCGAACACAUAUCGUCAUGGAAUAUAUCAAAAAUAUACCGACACUACAAAAAGAGUAUGUGCAGUGGUACGAUCAUUUCAUCGGAAUGUCUGAGAUUGCCGUGAGUAUGGAAUUAGAAAAAUGGGAAGGUUCAAUGACGGUUAAACCAUCGAGGUUUUGUGGAAAAUCAUUGGAGAAGUACAUGAACACGAUUUUCAACAAACUCGCGAAAGAAUAUGAUUUAGACAUUACUUGUGAGAAAGAUGCGCCUAAGUACAAUGACAAAAAACUUGAAAAGGCUUUGAAGCAUUUUGUAGGAAAUCGUUAUGAUCCGGAUGCGAAACAAAUUGCCACAGAUGAUGUUUAUUUUCAACAAAUUCGAUCGACUCUCAAUCAAAGUAGUCGUUCGGUUGUUGAAGAGUUUCUAUUCUAUUUGUGGACUUCGAAUGAUAAGGAAAAACAAAUUGACGCAUUGAGCUGGAUUUUCUUAUUGAAUAUUGACCCUCAUUCGAAAGAUGUGCCAGGAAAAAUUCGCGAUUAUUUUCGAGACGGCGAUAGGAGUUUAAUCACAGAAGCUAAGGAAUUGCUACAAAUUCGAUUAUCAAAGGAAAUUCCGCUGGAUGGACAGAAAUUGUAUCUUAUUGAAGGCAAAGAUAUUACAAUUACUAUAGUUAAGAAUGACGCAGAUUUGGAAAUUCUAAAUUCGCAUUUAAAAUUUUAUCUUGAUUCUGAUGAAGACGAGCACAAAUUUGUAGGAUUUGAUACCGAAUGGAGACCAUCGCAUUUAUGUACAAGCUUAUCGGAGAAAAUAGCAAUAAUGCAACUUUAUUUUGGCAAUCAAGUCUGGAUUGUUGAUUGUGUUGAAUUAGAAAGAAACUCGAGUACUCGUGAAGAAUCGUGGAAAAAAUUUGCAAAUAGAUUGCUUAAAUCGAAAUUGCAAAUUAUUGGGUUUGAUCUACCCAAUGAUAUUGAUGCACUACUGUCUAUAAAGAUGCUUAAAAAUUACAUUUCUAUGGAAGAAAUCAAGAAUGUGUACUGUCUUAAACGAUUAACUGAAAAUAUUAACGAUAUUGAUCCAAACGUUCUGGGCCUUGAAAAACGAUUUUUCAAACUGUCAGAUCUGACCAAGAAUUUGCUAGGAAUUCAGUUGAAUAAAACAGAGCAAUGCAGUAAUUGGCAAGCGAGGCCAUUGAGAAAAGAUCAAAUCGUUUAUGCUGCGAUGGAUGCGUACGUUGUUGUGAGAGCAUUUGAAGAUAUUUUAAACAAAGCAGCCGAAAAAUUAAAAAUUAACGUUGAAGAGCAGAUACAACUUUCUAGUAUUUUUACACCGAAAAAGGAGAAAGGUUUGUCGAAGGACGUGAAAAAGUUGGACCAUUUCAAAUGGAUUGAAAUUUACGAGAUUUUGAAAGAUCAUAAGGACCCGACAAAACGACUUCAACGGCCCUAUGAAAUUAAAUGUAUUGUUGAUACGAUGCUUUUGGGAUGGGGAAAACAUUUGAGGCGCGUCGGUAUUGAUGUGAUUAUUCCGAGCGAUUGCGACGCAGCAGAUUUUUUAAAGAAGAUUCGGACCAUGAAGAAGCAAGGCGGAGAAUAUCUUCGUUAUAUUCUAACGGUGCCUUCGAAAAAUUUGCUGGCUCUCCGCGGCGAUUAUGGCCAAUUAGUCAUAGAUUUUCCUGAUGUUGUUGGAAAAUUGCCAAUUGAACAAUUGUGUUCAUUUUUUGACAAGUUUAACAUUGAUAUUCGCCCUGAUGAUGUAUUUCUUAGAUGUACGAAAUGCAAUUCAAGAUGUCUUCUGAAAUUUCCGUCACCUUAUGUUCAUUUUCUGCACCAAUACCACAUCAUUUUCCUUCAAAAUGUGUAUAGAAGCGACAUGAAAGAAUUCCCAUUAGAAUAUUGGAUUGAAAAGAUGAGAAAAGUGAACAAAAAUGAUUAUGAAGGAAUUGAGGUGAAACUGACGAGGCCUUCUGAGGAAAGUGAUUGGAUCGUAGCGACGACUUCACAGGGAUCUCUUCAUAUUACUAGAAAUAUUGUGAUUCAUAAUAAUCGCGACGAUGGUGUUCGUGUAAGAAUCUCAAAAGUGCCCGAUGACACAUUUCAGCGACCAAAUCUUGUGUUUUCAAUUUGUGGAGAUUGCGGAACUGUUUUUUAUGACGGGAAACGAAAUAAAUUGUUCAAUGAACAUUCAUUGGAUUCGAAAGUGAUUAAAGAGAAGGCGCGGAAAUUCGGAGAAGAGUAUGUGAAUGGCGACUGGAAAGACCUAGAUUUAGAUCGCAUUGAAAUUUCACCCAUAACUGGUGGUCAAUCGAACCUUCUUUUCUUGGUUUCCGCUGGUUGCGAAUUAGAAAUUCCGCAAUUCUUAAUAAGGAUUUAUUGUCAAUUAUCGUCUGACGAGGAUGUUAUGACAAACAAUCUCACCUUCGCCCUUCUCGCUGAACGUGGACUUGGUCCGAAAUUGUAUGGGUUUUUCAAAGGCGGACGUCUCGAAGAAUUUCUACAUUGUACGACAUUUAAUGAAGAUGACACGAGGAUUGCAAAGAAUUCGGAGAAAAUCGGAAAGUUGUUCCCGAGGUAUCACGAGCGCGAAUUUCCGAUUCAAAAAAGCCCGCGAGCGAUCGCGGUCAUGCGCGAUAUGAUAGAAGUUUUAAGAAUUAAAGGAUGCGAAAAACACACGAUUGUAACAGAUCAAGUCGAUUUCAAAAAUCAUCCUGAGACAUUGUCUUUGGAAAUGCUAACAUCGGAAUUAGACGAAUUUGAGAAGAUGGCGAAAAUUUUCAACGAAACCGUGGUUUUUUGUCAUAAUGAUUUAGCUCCUGCAAAUAUUCUCGAGUUUCAAAAUGGAAAUUUGAUGUUCAUUGAUUAUGAAUAUGGAUGCUAUAAUUGGAGAGGAUAUGAUGUUGGCAUGCACAUGUCAGAACUCGCAUUCGACUAUAGAGAUUCCAACGGAAACGGAUACAAAAUUGAGCAAUCGAUGUUCGUUAACAAUCAUCCAAAUUUCGAAAUUAUCGCUAGAUCCUACAUUGAGCAAUUGUACAAUAUGAAAGCUGAAAAUCCGAAACGAAUAUUUCCUAAAACUGAUGAUAAGGAAUACGAAAUCGGUAGAUUCCUCAACGAAUGCUUAUUCUUUUUUCCAUUAACAAACUUAUAUUGGGCGAUUUGGUCAUUAAGGAAUCACUACCUCAACUACGACAAUGGAAUUAAUCUGGAAAUGGCUGCGAAUGACCGUUUCGCUAUUUAUUUCUAUUUGAAGUCUCGUUCGAAACAAAUUUACAAUGAACUUUGCUAA
Caenorhabditis bovis is the source of this 3870-nucleotide messenger RNA. The record is from the annotation of a GenBank genome assembly. Lineage: Eukaryota; Metazoa; Nematoda; Chromadorea; Rhabditida; Rhabditidae.